Molecule: messenger RNA, 2001 nt
Organism: Trifolium pratense (red clover)
Lineage: Eukaryota; Viridiplantae; Streptophyta; Magnoliopsida; Fabales; Fabaceae
Exons: 3
Coding region: 1-2001 (666 amino acids)
Molecular function (GO): zinc ion binding
Source: RefSeq, a predicted model, not a curated record
AUGGAGGAGCUGGUUCAAAGAGAAGAGGAAGACGAAGAUGACAUCGUAAAUGGAGUAAUUGUCGGUGAGGAAAGCGAGAAUGAAGAAGAAUAUGUUGCACAAGCAUUCGGUGACGUUGAAGAUGAAGACGUUGACGACCACCCCAUGUAUAAUCCACCACCCCACAUGCUUACCUUGGAUGCAAGCAUUGAUGAACGUACCGAAGUUCUGCGAUCAAUGAAUCCGAGACUUCCAGUAGAUCAAGGGAUUGAGGUGGGAAUGCAAUUUCAUACCAAAGCAGAUUGUGUGAGUGCAAUAAGAACGUACCAUAUUAAACAAUCUCGGGAUUAUAAGGUAAAACAGUCCGACAAAGAAAGGUAUGUCAUUCAAUGUAAGCAACCUGCAUGUAAAUUCAGUUUGAGAGCAUCUGAGAGAACAAAUGGUCGUUGGGUAAUUGGUGUUAUAAAAAAUGAGCACACAUGCAUAUCUUUGGGUUUGACACAAGAUCACCACAAACUUAAUUCUACUAUGAUAAGUGAAAGCAUUGCCUCACUCUUGCACAAAGACCUAUCAAUUAAAGUGAAAACUAUAAUUGCACACAUAAGGGAUAAGUUCAAUUACACUGUCACGUACCGAAAGGCAUGGAUAGCAAAAAAUAAGGCCAUCGAAAACAUGUUUGGGAGCUGGGUGGACUCAUAUCAUGCUCUUCCGCAGUGGUUGAUGACAAUGCAACAUUAUCUUCCAAAUGUCGUCACAAUAUUAGAGACCCUACCGGCAGACACUCCUGAUGAUGUGACCUUCCAUCGUCUGUUUUGGUCUUUUGAACCACUUAUUAAAGGUUUUGCAUAUUGUAAACCAAUUGUGCAGGUUGAUGGAACAUGGUUAUAUGGGAAGUAUAAAGGGACAUUGUUGCUAGCUGUUGCACAAGACGGAAAUGACCAUAUAUUUCCAGUCGCUUUUGCAAUUGUGGAAGGUGAAACAAAGGAAGCUUGGAACUUCUUUUUAAAAAAUUUGAGAACAUAUGUCACUCCACAACAACAUCUUUGUGUGAUUUCAGAUAGACAUCCAUCCAUUAAAAGUGCUUAUGAUAAUCCUGCAAAUGGUUGGAAUGAUCCUACCUGCAGACAUGUGUACUGCAUCAGACACAUUGCCCAAAACUUCAUGCGAAAGUUCAACAAUAAAAAGCUUCGCAAGUUGGUUGUUAACAUGGGAUUUGCAGUAAAUCAACCUUUGCACAGAUACUACCGCAGCAAAAUUGCUGCGCAGAACACUAAUGCAAUAGGGUGGCUUGAUAAUAUCCCCAUAGCGAAGUGGACGCAAGCAUUCGAUGAAGGUCGUCGGUGGGGUCAUAUGACAACCAACCUUGCUGAGUCGAUGAACAACGUGUUUAAGGGUAUUCGCAAUGAACCCAUCACAGCUUUGGUCCAAUCAACGUUCUAUAAGUGUGUCGUACUGUUUCAAAGAAGAGCCACUGAAUCAGCAGCUGUGUUGCAAUCUGGACAACAAUAUUCAGAAGCUUGUCAGAAACGGAUUAAAGAAGCAAUGCAUAAAGCAAACUCACAUCAAGUCAUUGCUUUUGAUCGACUCAAUCAAACUUUCAGGGUAAUGGAAACUGUCAAUCACAACGAGGGUCGACCAAUGGGUCGAUUUCUGCUCAAGUUGGGUGAAAGCUGCUGUGAUUGUGGAGAAUUUCAAGCUUUACAUUUGCCUUGUUCGCAUGUUAUCGCUGCAUGCUCCCAUGCUGCACAAGCUUAUCAAGUUCAUAUACAUGACGUGUACAAAGCUGCAAGUGUAUUUUGUGUAUACAAUAACACCUUCCCGGGAAUUCAAGACCAAUCAUAUUGGCCCCAAUAUUAUGGCCGUCGACUUUGCCCCGACCCAGCAAUGAAAAGAUGUAAGAGAGGUCGUCCGAAAAGUACGCGCAUUAGGACGGAAAUGGACGACGAGAUCGAAACUUUGAAUAAGUGUGCGUUAUGUAGGGUGCCGGGCCAUGAUCGUAGGAAUUGUCCAAAUUCCAAUUAA